AUGGGAGGUAAAAAGAAAAAGAGUAAUAAUAAAACAAAGAAAACAAGUUCCACUUCUACUUCUUCCACUUCUUCGAACACUCUACAAAAAAUAGAAAAAGAAAAUGUUACUUUUGCCUCUUCUACCACUUCAGCUUCUGCUUCAACUCAACAACCAAAAGUUGAAAAAGAAAAGGUUUCACCUACUUCUUAUAUGAAUCUGGAUUCUGUGGAUCUCCAAAAACAUGAGGAAAAGAUAAUGCGGCAAAUCAAAGAGAUAGAAGCUUUUACAAGAGUUGUGGACAUAUCUAGUAUGGAAUAUGACGAUACGGUGGCUCUAAAAAAGAUUAAGGAAAGAAUAGUUCAACUAAAAGAGUUAAAGAGAUUAAUAGAGAAUCAAAAGUCAUUUAAAGAUAUCCAACAACGUAUUCAAAAGUUGUCAUUUGACCAACCACCAAUACAACUACCAAAAUCACAGUUAUUCCAAUCAAAUCAACAAGCAAACGAACAACAACAAACAAAGAAAGAUGAGUCACCUAAGAUCAAAACAACUACUACAACUACUACAACCAAUACAUCCACAAAGACUACAAACAAGAACACUAACAAUAGCAAAAAUCAAAUAAUGAUAAAUGGAUUGACAGUUGCAAGAAGAUAUCAAUCAGAUAUUCUUGCCAAGUAUUACACGAUGUUGACCGGUAAUCAAUGGAAUGACACUCCAGAGUUUGCAACUCAACUGAAAUCAUUGCUUCCAAACCUAAAGAUGAAAGAUAUUCCACAAAAGUAUCAUAUUUCAUUGAAUAGUGGUGAUCGUUCUUCCUGGGAAUCACCACUCCUCCACCAUGUAUUCGAGUUGCUUAUUUCAUCUUUGAAAUCAAAACAACAACAACAAUUGGACGAGACAAUAGAACAAUCAUUGGAGUUUUCAAGUUUGGUCAGCAGUCUAUAUAAUCAUUAUAUUAUCAACCCAACAGUUACAAAUAGUGACGAGUUUGAAGAUGAUAUCAAAGAGUUUCUUGAAACAUUGUCAUCGAUUGGUGUUCCAAGUGAUGUCAUUGAAUGCAUCAGACUCUCAACACCCAUUACCAAUUCCACAGAUAGCCAAGCAAAAGAACUAAUAAGCAAAACCAAACUAUCAAUUGGCAAGCAUGACUAUGUAAAAGCAGUCGAGUUUUGCAAUCAAGGAAUUGCGGUGACUGGUUUAUCGAUCGAAUCACAAGCGAAACUCUAUUUCUAUCGUGGAUAUGCCAAUGAAAUGUAUCGUUUACAAUCAAGACAAUCAGCAGUAUCAAGAGAAGUGAUUCUUCUUGACCUCAGUCGAACAAGUGCAAUCAAACCGAAAUGGAAAUGUACCAAAUUCCUGAUGGCAUUGAUUUAUUUCCAUGAUGACAAGUUUGAAGAAGCAAAAGCAGCUGCCGAGGCAUGUUUAGUCUUGGACACACAUUAUCAGAAAGCCAAAGAUCUACUUGUGUUCAUUAAUUUCGAUUUGGGAAUGAUCUCCAAUGGAUACAAAGAUGAUUUCCAAAAGUAUGAUGCUCAACAAUAUAAGGAUUUAUUGAAAGGUCGUAAUAUCAAUCCAUCCUUUCUCAGCCAAGCAUUUUUGAGAGAAGACAAGAACGUUGAGAAUGGAUUCAGAUAUCUCUAUGGUUAUGAUGGAACCACCAAAGACAUUGCCAAGUCACUUAAAUAUUUCCAAUCAUCACCAAACAAUGCUGAAGCACUCCUUUACUCUGGUAUUCUCCUUCAACAAGGUAAAACAGUUCGUCGUAAUUUCAAAGAUGCAUUCGAUUGUUUUGUUCGUUCCAAAGAUGUAGGUGGUUUAGAAUCACAUACUCAAAUUGCCAAAUGUUAUCGAUAUGGUUUAGGUGUUGAUAUUGAUAUCAGUAAAGCUCAAGCAACUUUGGAAGAACGUAUAAAGAUGACAAACAAAUUAUCGGUAAAUACUGUAAUGGAUCAAGAUCUAACGGAAUUAGGUGAAUUGUAUUUACAAAAUCAAGAUCCAGACGAUUAUUGUAAAGCAGCUCAAUACUUCCAAACGGCAGCUUCAUCUGGUUAUCCUGAUGCAAUGUUUUAUCUUGGAUAUGUCUAUCUCAAUGGAUUCGGUGUGGAGAAGGAUUUGGAAGCUGCUGAAAUGUGGUUGAAACGUGCUGCUAAAUUGAGUCAUCCACGUGCACUCAAUGCACUCGAAGCUGUUAAGUAUCAAAAGACGAUGAGUAAGCUACCGGAUGCCGCUCAAGAUAUGUUCAAUAAGUUGCAGUCGAUUAAAUUUGAAGAGUCUAUUCUUCCACACUAUUGA
Heterostelium album PN500 is the source of this 2274-nucleotide messenger RNA. RefSeq names its product tetratricopeptide repeat protein. The transcript has 3 exons. Bases 1 to 2274 code for a protein of 757 amino acids. NCBI's taxonomy places the organism in Eukaryota, Evosea, Eumycetozoa, Acytosteliales, Acytosteliaceae. The record is from RefSeq and is a predicted model, not a curated record. Gene Ontology annotation, molecular function: protein binding.